GCAUUUUUCUGCGACUUCUACUUCCACUAGUCCAAAGAGCGAGACCAGAACACACACCUUCCAUCAUGGGUGAUUCAAAGAGAAAGUUCUCAGAUUACGAGGAAGCAGGCUCUGGCAGGAAGGAUGCUAAGCCUCGAGAAUACGUCCCGGGUCUUCACCCAUCGAAGCGAGCCAAGAACAAGAACGGCAAGAAGACCAAGGCAAAGCCCAACAACAUCAAUUGGGUAAAGAAACGAGCGCGGACGAUCGAGAGAAAGUUCAGGACGGGGCAAAAUCUUCCAGCUAACAUCAAGAACGAUAUGGAGAGGGAGUUGGAGCAUCACAAGCAGAAGAUCGAGGAGGCUGAGGAUUCGAAAAAGACGAAGAAAAUGAUCAAGAAGUACCACAUGGUGCGAUUUUACGAACGAAAGAAGGCAGACCGGCUCGCCAAACAGAUCGAGAAACAAAUUGCCGAAUCCCAAGAUCCUGAGGAAAUCAAGAAACUCGAGGAAGACCUGCACAUCGCCCAGAUAGACAGCCUCUACGCCAAAUUCUUCCCACUGCGCCAACGCUAUGUCAGCUUAUAUCCCGUAGCCACGCUAGGUCUGGAAGUUAAUGGUGGAGAGAAGCCCGAGACGGCAAGUUCGGCAGCAAAAGCUCUCAAAGCCGAGAGACCUUCCAUGUGGCCUACGAUAGAGAAGCUUGCGAAGAAGGGCAUUCCUGCAUUGCUUGAAUUCAGAGAUCGAAAGCUGGCAUCAGAUUCUCGAUCCAAGGCACCAAAGGAGCGCCCAUCGAAACACUCUUUCGCGACCAAGGCCGAGGCUCUCAAGGCAAAGAGCAAACUCACUCCGGAUGCCGCUGCUACUCGGCCAGGAGAGGGUAGGAUGUUCUUGAAGAACCCAAACAAAGCGAAGUCAGGUGCAGCUGCUUCAUCAGAUUCUUCGGACUCAGACUCGGACAGCGAUGGCGGGUUCUUUGAGAAGUAGAAGAAGUACCUACAGAAAAUCACAACGCAUUGAUACCCAGCGAGAGAGAGAGAGAGAGAGAGAGAGAUGGAGAGCUCGCGCGAGAAAGGAAGUUUGUUACUGGGUCUCAACCCACCAUCACAAUCCACAGCAAUUGUAGAUCUAUAUGAGUUUAUGUGUUAUACGGAGUAAAAGGUUUCAUUCAUUAAAGCUACCACACGCUACAUGAAAGUCACUGGUAACAGAGAGACCAGUGCUAUUACACAUACAUGAACUCGGGAGAGACACAUUAGGAAAAUUGUCUUGGUAAUGUACUUUGCACUUUCUGCAUAGCCCCGCUAUUUGAUCAUUACGAUAACCCCGCCAAGUUGCAAAUUUAACUACCAUGAGGACAAUCACGGUCUGGACUCAUGGAUAUAACCAGCUCUGAAAGAAAC
This is a messenger RNA of Pseudomassariella vexata, 1381 nucleotides long. RefSeq lists its product as uncharacterized. The record is from RefSeq and is a predicted model, not a curated record. The coding region runs from base 66 to 965 and encodes 299 amino acids. Gene Ontology annotation, cellular component: nucleolus; preribosome, small subunit precursor. NCBI's taxonomy places the organism in Eukaryota, Fungi, Ascomycota, Sordariomycetes, Amphisphaeriales, Pseudomassariaceae. The transcript has 2 exons. Gene Ontology annotation, biological process: maturation of SSU-rRNA from tricistronic rRNA transcript (SSU-rRNA, 5.8S rRNA, LSU-rRNA).